Messenger RNA from Ochlerotatus camptorhynchus, 648 nucleotides. RefSeq lists its product as uncharacterized. NCBI's taxonomy places the organism in Eukaryota, Metazoa, Arthropoda, Insecta, Diptera, Culicidae. The transcript is spliced from 2 exons. Bases 1 to 648 code for a protein of 215 amino acids. The record is from RefSeq and is a predicted model, not a curated record.
AUGUGGUUUCAUUGUAUCGGCGGCCCUAGCUUGUCUUCGAAAACGCGUAAGGACACCGGCUAUUCAACGGCCAGCAGUCAGACGACGGCCGAGCAGAAACAUUUGCGGAAAAAAGCAGGAAAACGCGCUACUGCUGCUUCUGGGCUCGAGGAUGAGGUGACCGUUGAGAUGGGCUUGAAGCAAAGUGGAAAAAAAGGAAAACCGAGAAAGUUAAUGACCAGCCAGGAUUAUGAAGUGGAUGAUGACGGCUUGGAGGAGGUUGCAGAUGAACGGAAGCGGCCGCGUAAUCGUAAGGACUCCAGUAGAAGCGGUAACAGAAAACAGCAUCAUCGUAACGCCGACGUUGGGCAUCGUCGAAGUGGAGGAAAAAACCGCAAGCAUGGUAAAAAGUUGGCCGAAGAUAACGUCUUAAGCAACGAUAGCAUGGAGGAGGAUCACGAUGAUGACGACCACGAUAAUAAUGAUGGCACAGUUGACAAGGCCAACGGACGCCAACAGGACCACGAUGGUAGCGAUGUAAACGAUUCAAGUGAAUUCGAAAUUAUUCAUGAGAAAAGUGGUGGUGGGGGUGGCCGCGACAAGAGAUCCAAGAAGCGCCAUCGAAGAACCGCAUCAAGUGCUGCUUCUACAUCUGGUUCUUCCGAGUAA